Molecule: messenger RNA, 2088 nt
Organism: Amaranthus tricolor (Joseph's coat)
Lineage: Eukaryota; Viridiplantae; Streptophyta; Magnoliopsida; Caryophyllales; Amaranthaceae
Product: aldehyde oxidase GLOX-like
Exons: 2
Coding region: 38-2059 (673 amino acids)
Source: RefSeq, a predicted model, not a curated record
UAUAUGUUUCUUUAUUCACUCAAUUAUUCCCUAAAUCAUGGGUCAUAACCCUUAUUUUGCUACAAUAUUACUUUUCACAUUUUCCUUUUGUAUUAUUAUUAGUUCCCAAACUUCCAAUAUUAUAGGAAAAGAUGGAGAAUGGGAACUUAUAAGGGAAAAUGUUGGUGUAGUAGCCAUGCAUAUGGCCUUAACCCAUAAGAACACUGUCCUUAUUUUCGACCAAACCGGUUCUGGACCCUCUGCUUACCUACUUAAACACCGGGCCCACGGUGGAGAUUGUCAUGUGAACCACCCUAAUGACAUAAAAGACUCCAAAUGUUUUGCUCAUUCAGUUGAGUAUCAUAUUGAUACUGAUGAGUUAAGGCCAUUAAGAAUUGAGGCAGACCCGUUUUGCUCUUCGGGUUCAUUUCUUCGAAACGGGACCCUAUUGCAAACGGGAGGGUAUGCAAAUGGGUAUAAGAAGAUCCGGUACUUUCAGCCUUGUGAUAAUAGAAUGUGUGAUUGGAGAUUAGCUAAAAUUAGACUUACUAAAAGUAGAUGGUAUGCUUCUAACCAUUUACUUCCGGGUGAAAAUGAACGUGUCAUAAUAGUGGGUGGUAAAAAAGUAUGGUCUUAUGAAUUUGUUCCUAAAAGAUCACCUAAUGAAGUUGCUUAUACUCUUCCAUUUUUGCACCAAACUUAUAAUAAAUCUGAAGGAGGAAAUAAUCUUUACCCUUUUCUUCAUUUAUCAUCUAAUGGGCAUCUUUUUAUUUUUGCUAAUCGGGAUUCGAUUCUCUUCGACUACAGGCUUAACCAAGUUGUUAAGACCUAUCCAAGGAUCCCGGGUGGUGGAUCCAGGAACUACCCAAGUUCCGGGUCUUCUGUUAUUUUACCAUUGGAUCAUCAAAAUGGGUUUCAAAAGGUUGAGGUUAUGGUAUGUGGGGGUGCAAGUGAGGGAGCUUUUAGUGCAGCUCUUAAAGAAAGGUUCUUAGAAGGAUUAAAAACUUGUGGAAGAAUGGUGAUUACAGGAAAUAGUCAUGUUUGGAACAUGGAAGCAAUGCCCCAUGCUCGACUUUUAUCGGACAUGGUAAUACUUCCUACAGGACAUAUACUCAUCAUCAAUGGUGCGAAGCGAGGAGCUGGAGGGUGGAACAAUGCGGAUAGUCCUGCAAAUAAGCCGUUUUUGUACAAGCCGAAGAAUCUGAUAGGGGAAAGAUUUUCAGUCCUAAAGGAAACAAAUAUACCUAGGAUGUAUCAUUCAUCAGCUAUACUUUUACCAAAUGGGAAGGUUCUUAUCGGUGGAAGUAACCCAAAUAAAAGAUAUGUGUACAAUGAUGUAAAGUACCCAACUGAAUUAAGGUUACAAACAUUUGCUCCUCAAUAUACUGAUCAUAGGUUUAACCCUAUAAGGCCUAGUAACAUAUCUGUACUUAUUAACAAUGAGUUCCAAGAAAAGUUAAAGCCAAUUGAUAAUUUCACUAAGAAACAUACUACAAUUCAUAACAAUGGAACACAUCAUAGUAUAGUAAAUAUGCCUAGAAAUAACACCCAUAAGGUUAAUGGAAAUAAAAACCAUCACCAUGUAAAUAAGCCUAAAUCGACUUCUCAUAAGGCAAAAGGAGAUAAAACCCAUCACCAUUUGACUAAGCUUAAACCGACUCCUCAUAAGGCAAAUAGAAGUAGUAAUCAUCAUAUACAGAGCCAAGGUUCGAGCCAUAAAAGGCGGUUUAAGAAAAAUUCGAUUAGAAAAGAUUACAAAAAUGAUGGAGAUAGUAUGAGUGUAAGGUAUGGGGAUGAAUUUAAAGUGAGAUUUUGGGUUAAAAGGAGGUUGGAAAAUGAGGUACAAUUUAAUGCAUAUGCACCACCAUUUACAACACAUUCAGUGGCAAUGAAUCAAAGGUUGUUGAAGCUGAAAAGGAAGAAAUUAGUACAAGAUGAUGAUGGGUGGGUAAGUGCAAUUGUGGAAGCACCACCUUCAGCAAAUGUUGCACCUUCUGGGUAUUACAUGCUUUUUCUUGUGAAUAAUGGGAUUCCUAGUACUGCUCAAUGGAUUAAAUUUGUACAUGCAACAACUUCAUAGUAUUAUUAUUUACAUCUAGUUAUGUAAGU